Bursaphelenchus xylophilus (pine wood nematode) is the source of this 366-nucleotide messenger RNA. The record is from the annotation of a GenBank genome assembly. NCBI's taxonomy places the organism in Eukaryota, Metazoa, Nematoda, Chromadorea, Rhabditida, Aphelenchoididae.
AUGUCGGCUGCCCGCAAGUGUCGGUUGCCCGCAAAUGUCCCAGGCUGCCCGCAAAUGUCUCAGCUGCCCGCAAAUGUUUCAGCUGCCCGCAAAUGUGACCCCCCAAAUUUUGCCCGCAAAGUGGUUGCCCGCAAACUGGUUGCCCGCAAAGUGGUUGCCCGCAAGUGUCGCGACGCCAAGUUCUCUGGCCUUUCAGCCUGUCAGGAAAAUAAUUUGGACUUGCCGCGCCUUGGAAUCGGCCAUCGCCUCGUUGCGACGACUAGCCGCGGCUGGGGAUUUGGUGCGCGACUGGACCUCUUCUUCGACGAGGCGAAACAUUUUGCUGCGGCAGCCCGCCAUUAUUUUCCCGACAGACUGAAAUUGUAA